This is a messenger RNA of Hippocampus comes (tiger tail seahorse), 2071 nucleotides long. RefSeq lists its product as uncharacterized. The transcript is spliced from 5 exons. The record is from RefSeq and is a predicted model, not a curated record. The coding region runs from base 205 to 1899 and encodes 564 amino acids. NCBI's taxonomy places the organism in Eukaryota, Metazoa, Chordata, Actinopteri, Syngnathiformes, Syngnathidae.
CCGAAAGCCUUACAACCAGGAAGUGAUUUUGUUUUUAGGAAGUGGCUUUGCCCAAACUUUCAAAAACUGGUUCCUAUUCUUCAACCUGACAAGUAAGCCCCACUGAACGAUCACAUUUAUUUAUAAAAUAAUUCAGCCAAUUUGAUUAUUUGUGAACUGUUCUGUGACCUGGGAGCCCCACCGAUCUGAUUGGGGUCUGCAAAGAUGCCCCUGUUCCGAGCCUCUGGGGACCAGAGGGUGAAAGCUCAGCCCAAGUGGAGGAAGACGAGGCGCAGUCGGGUGAUGGAUGAGGAUGACUCUGUGCCUACACUGACUCGGCUUUGUCUACUGAGCUUGGCUGACAAUAUGAAGAAUGUGUGGGUGAAAGAUUACGCUGAUAACUACAUAGAUCAUUAUUCUUUCCUUCACAUCAUGGGACCUUUCAAUUUGCUCUCUGGCGAGUUGGUGGAAGAGCUGACACGUUUGCUGUGCUCGAGAAGGAAGCUUUCCCGUGCUGCCCUCCAUCUACUGAUAGUACCCCAGCUGAGAGGCCUAUCCCUGGAGACCUGUCCCGGCCUAGUUACCUCUGCCCUGUGUGCCAUGAUUGCUGCACGCUGCCAGGGCCUGCGCAACCUCAGCCUAUCUGGAGCUCAACAGCUACCUUCCAGGGCGCUGUCAGACACCCUGCGCUGUCUACCUGCCCUGCGUUCACUUUCCCUGGCGGGCACUUCAUGUGACGCCGGUGUCAUCAAGACCAUCGUCCUCUGCUGCCCUUUACUUCGCCAUUUGGAUGUAUCCGGAUGCCACUUACUCUCUCCCGCUGCGCUCCUUCCCCUCGGCGGUUUCAGUUCUUUGUCUAAAUGUUCGCCUUCUGGCUCUUCCUCUUCCACAUCUGCGUCUCCGCUGCGUCUGUGUAGUUUGCUCGCUCUUGAUAUUGGCUUCGGGGAAGAGGAGGGAGACCUUCUCGCGUUAGUGGCGUACCUGCUCCUUGCUCUGCCUUACCUAGAGAGAUUGGCUGUGGAGAACCUCUUGCAGGCUUGCUGGCUGAUCCAGCACAGAGACUUUACAAAGGUGGAUGCAUUCGCCAGUAGAGAAAGACUGCCUAGGUUGGAGGAAGUGUGGAGGGAGAGCAGGCGCUCACAGCAGACAUCUAAGACGGCGAGUGCCGAAGCGCAAGAUGUGAGUGAAAGUGAGGAUGAUGAGGAAGGUUGCUCUCAGAAUGAUGCAAAGGAAAUAGGCAGUGAUGAACGUCUAACACUGCGCUUAAGAGAUGUGAAACAUUUAACAUGUGAGUCUCUGGACAUUUUUGGCUGUUUGUGCCCAAACAUCACUUCUAUAUCUGUGAGAGUUGAAGAGGAAGAGAACGAUGGAGGAAGAAGUUUGCCCUCUCUUUUGGCAACAGGGCUGCAGUCGUGGUCAGGUCAGCUGAGAAGUCUCUCCGUGCAGCACCAAGGCCCUCUCCAGGAUCUCCUCCCUGCCUUGCAAGUGUCAGGUUCCUCCCUCGUGUCACUCACCUUGGAGGGAGUGAAAACGAACCCUCAGUCACCGCUACUGGAGCUCAUCCGGGCCUGUCCCAAACUCAAAGACUUGCUCAUCCGCGCAGAGCCUCCCACCCCGGCUCUGCAUGGAGAGCCGGAUGAGCGCGAGCUUCCAAGUCUGCCCAACCUUUGCUCUCUGACACUCAAUUUCUCAUAUGGGCAUCACCAAAUGCGGCCUCCCAUGUCCUGGAUGUCUUUGAUGAGGGUGAUCUACUGCCUCCUGACUGGUUCCCCUUUACUCCAGAGGCUCUCCUUGGUCUCUUUACCGUGUCGACUCAACCAUAUUCUGCAAAAUGUACUGCGGUCUGGCUUCCGACACCACUCUUUAGGGAGCUUCUGCUCACUGUGUUCUCAAACCACUCGAAAGAGUGACACACCUUGACCUGCAAAGAACCGAUGUUGAGAUGAUUACUGUGAAAGGCAUAAUGCAGCGGAGCAAGAGACUAAAGUGUGUAGACGUGAGUCAUUGCUGGCAAAUCAGUCACAUGCAGUGGACAGAAUGCAAAAGGUCAAGUCGAGCGCAAGUUGUCUGGGUGUAGUGAGGAGAUGUGCAA